CAACAGGGGAAAAACAGCAACAGGGGCUAAACAGAGGGGGGAAAUAUUAUAAAUCUUUCUCCCAAAAUCAGUAAUUUAAUCGCCGCUUUGAUUGGCAAGUUUUUAGGAAGGUCCCGGUUUCUUUAUUUUUUAAGGAGUUUUUCCCACUCUGUUCGGUGUGAGGCUGUGUGGGGAUGGAUGAGAUGCGGCCUAGCAGCGGAACAGCAGCGCACCUCGGCCUCGCCUCGCUCUUCCCCCCGGGACUGCAGGCCAUUUACGGGGAAUGCAGACGCAUGUACCCCGACCAGGCAAAUCCGCUGCAAGUCACAGCCAUUGUGAAGUACUGGCUGGGAGGUCCAGAUCCUCUGGACUACAUUAGUAUGUACAGAAACGUGGGCUGUCCUGGACAGAACAUACCAGAACAUUGGCACUACGUCAGCCUUGGUCUCAGUGACCUGUACGGAGACAACAGAGUUCAUGAAUUCACAGGUCAAGAGGGCCCAAGCGGAUUUGGUUUUGAGCUCACAUUUCGCCUGAAGAGAGAAGCAGGAGAGACUGCACCCCCCACAUGGCCAGCUGAGCUCAUGCAAGGCUUGUCUAGAUACGUGUUUCAAUCAGAAAACACCUUCUGCAGUGGUGAUCACAUUUCAUGGCACAGCCCAUUGGACAACAGUGAAUCUAGAAUUCAACACAUGCUACUCACAGAAGACCCCCAGAUGCAGCCAGUGCACACCCCUUUCGGUCAUGUCAGCUUCCUUCAGAUUGUAGGCGUUUGCACAGAAGAGCUGCAGGCAGCACAGCAGUGGAACGGUCAGGGCAUUUUGGACUUACUAAGGGGGGUACACAUUGCUGGAGGUCCGUGGUUAAUCACUGACAUGAGAAGAGGUGAAACCAUAUUCGACAUUGAUCCACACUUGCAACAGGAACGAGUGGAUAAGGGUAUUGAGACGGAAGGUUCUAACCUGAGCGGCGUCAGUGCCAAGUGUGCCUGGGAUGACUUGAGCCGACCUCCUGAGGACGAGGAUGACAGCAGGAGUAUUUGCAUUGGGUCACAGCCACGCAGGCUGUCUGACAAAGACACUGAACAGAUUAGAGAGGCCCUGCGGAAAGGACUGGAGAUUAAUAGCAAGUCUGUCCUGCCUCCCAUCAGCGGUCAGAGACAUGGCGGUCAUGAUCGGCCACAACAAUCAGUUGGACAUUUGCAGACCCAGCAGAACUCAAGAAGUCGUAAGGAUAGCCUGGAGAGCGAGAGUUCAGCUGCUAUUGUUCCCCAUGAGCUUGUGCGAACGCGACAGCUGGAAAGUGUGCACCUAAAGUUUAACCAGGAGUCUGGAACUCUACUUCCACUGUGCCUCAGAGGUCGGCUGCUUCAUGGUAGACAUUUCACAUACAAAAGCAUUAAUGGAGACACAGCAAUCACGUUUGUGUCCACUGGGGUAGAAGGGGCCUUUGCCACAGAAGAGCAUCCGUAUGCAGCACACGGACCGUGGCUACAGAUAUUACUUACAGAGGAAUUUGUAGAGCAGAUGCUAGCUGAGCUUCAGGAUUUGAGCUCCUGUGAAUCUAAACUGCCGAAGGAAUACAGCUGGCCAGAUAAGAAGCUAAAGAUCUCUGUCCUACCAGACUCUGUGUUCGAAAGCCCACUUCAGUAAGACAUGGGAGCUGACUGUCCCUGAUUAUAGACAGACAUCUCUAAUAACAAGCUCAACUCCAGAGCUCACAUGCCUACAGACAGAAGGAAACACAUUCAGACAUUUUCCCUCUUCAAAGAACACUGUAAAUGAUGGCACACGAUGAAGUAUUUUGGUUUGAAUUGUGUCCAUUAUACCUAUUAUUUUGAAUUUAUCUAUUGACUUGUGCCGUUUCUAAAUAUAUGCUGGGUUUUAUUUUUAUUCCCCCUUGUUUUUGAUCGUGUAAUAUUUUAUAAGACUGUCCCUGCUAAAUCCUGCGAAGGAAAGCAUUUUAAAGAAUAAUAUUUAUCUAAAAAUUCUGUCUUUACUCAAGAUAAAAUACAAUAGUGCCUAAUUCAAGUUGAUGAUCUAUGGGUAGAGAUAAAGCCUCUUUGUUUAAUUUGACAAACAAAAAGUGGUCGGUUAGUCCAAUAACACAAUGCCAAAGUUUGUAUAUUAAUAAUGGUGUUUGCUAAACCACAUGUAAUAUAAGAAGUAGGAAAUUAUUUCAUGUUAUUUCCUUUCUUUUAUAUUUUUUUAGUGUUUUACAUGUAUUGGAUUUCAUUUUCUUUAAGACUGUAUGAUUGCAUUCCAAGCCUCUUUGUAGGGACUCAAGCUAACCGGUUCCUAAACAUCAGUCUAUUUUUGCAGAAUGUGCAUUUGCUAUUUUUGAAAUAUGUGCUGAAUAGGUCAAUGUAAAAAAGAACCCUUUAUUAGUGCUUUAUAAAAUAUGAUUUUAAUUAGUGUACUGUCAUUUUUUUAUAUUCAGGAGAAUCACUACACUGCCUGUGGUUUUGUUAUUCUUAAGUGCAUUAAAGUUAUUUACAUAA
Messenger RNA from Misgurnus anguillicaudatus (oriental weatherfish), 2479 nucleotides. Lineage: Eukaryota; Metazoa; Chordata; Actinopteri; Cypriniformes; Cobitidae. The record is from RefSeq and is a predicted model, not a curated record.